This is a messenger RNA of Trichobilharzia szidati, 1016 nucleotides long. The record is from the annotation of a GenBank genome assembly. NCBI's taxonomy places the organism in Eukaryota, Metazoa, Platyhelminthes, Trematoda, Strigeidida, Schistosomatidae.
AGUUGUAAAACAACCAACUCAGACUGAAAUGCCUAAAAAGAAGACUGGACAAAGGAAAAAGGCAGAAAAAGCCAAAGUAAGACAAAAAUUACUUCGACAACAAAGAUUAGAAAUUGAUCUCAUCAAUCAUCCUUCUAAUAUAAUAAUGGAGUGCGGUCAAUGUGGGAAGAAACAAAAGAAUAGAGCGUUUUGUUACUUUUGCCAGGCUGUGCAAAGACUUCCAGUGUGUUGUCAUUGUGGCAAACAAAAGUGUUCUGCUCGUUCGGGAGAUUGUCUUGUUAAACAUGGUUCCACCCACGUUACUGGACUUGGUAUGGUGGGAGCGAUUUGCGAUUUUUGUGAUGCGUGGAUUUGUCAUGGGGAAAAGUGUUUAUCAGUACAUGCUUGCGAAUGUCCUUUGAAAGAUUCCACUUGCAUUGAAUGUCAACGUGGAUUAGAUAGUCAUGGCGGUCGAGUCUUUUCUUGUGCUUAUUGUAAUCAUAAACUUUGUGAAGAUGAUCAAUUUGAGCAUCAGGCAAGCUGUCAGUGUUUGGAAGGAGAAAACUUCAAAUGUCCAUCAUGCAAUAAAAUGGGAACACAAACGUGUCUUCGCUGUAAAGUGUCCUUUUGUGAUGAUCACUGUAAAAGGAAGGGCGUUAAAUAUGAGCGUGGGAAACCUAUUCCCUGUCCGAAAUGCAGCCAUGAUCUAACAGCCAGUUACAACUUAAGCAUGUCAGUUCGUACUUACGAAUACGGUCGUCAAGCGCAUACAGAUUACUAUUCAGACGAAGAUACAACUAGUGAAGAUGAUGAAGAACAGUACUCUGAAAAUUCAGAAGACAACGAACAUGUCGCUGAUGAUGAUAAUGAUUAUAAUUUGUCAGAAAAAUUAAUUAUUAAAAAUUAAUAAGUACAAUCAAUAAAUUAAAGUCUUAUUAUUUGAGUUAAAAGUGAAAUUACCAUAGCCAAGAAAGUAAGUCCAAUAAAAUAGUGCAAUUAUUAUUGCCUAAAAGAAUUUUUUAAAAAUCAUUCUGUUU